AGAACUAAAGAUUACGUGGAGUCAGAGUUUGAAUACUCAUUCUAAAAAUAAACCAUAUACGCUGGAACGGAGACAACGAGGUUAUUCCGAUUCGGUAUUCUCAACAUUAGUUGGGUUGGAUUUAUUUGAUACAUCCAGAUCAACAUUAAGUUUCCCAUACGGAUACGAUCCAUUUCUUGCAAAUUCAUCAUUCACACCGGAAGCACACUCAAACUUUCCACAUCUUAACUUAGCAUAUUUUGCUGCUUCAAGCCAAUUUAAUACUGUCGAAUCUGAAUUAAUAAUUCAGUCGCCGGUGACAGAUUUGGACCCGAGCGAUGAUUCUGGUGAUACAUCAGUUGGAUCGAGUUCAGAAACAUCCUCAACCUUUACAUCUGUACAUUCUACGGUGCCAAGCCCAAUUGCAUCUGAAUUAAUUAUUCAGUCACCGGCAAGAACUUCGGACCCGAACGACGAUUCUAGCCCUUUACAAACAGAGAAUUCUCCAAAUUCUGUA
Ambispora gerdemannii is the source of this 496-nucleotide messenger RNA. The record is from the annotation of a GenBank genome assembly. NCBI's taxonomy places the organism in Eukaryota, Fungi, Glomeromycota, Glomeromycetes, Archaeosporales, Ambisporaceae.